GCUGCGGGCAGAGGAAUGUUUUGCUAUCAGUGCCCGCCCGCCCUGCAUCCGUGCGGUCCGCAUCCGCCGCGUCUGCCUACACUCGACUAUCCAUUUGCUGCCACCCAUCCAUACACCAGCUACUCGUAUCAUCCUGCCAUACAUGAUGAGACUUUUGUGCGGCGCAAGCAGCGACGAAAUCGCACAACCUUCACACUGCAACAGCUGGAGGAGCUGGAAACGGCAUUUGCCCAGACCCAUUAUCCGGAUGUGUUUACGCGCGAGGAUCUGGCGAUGAAAAUUAACUUAACGGAGGCGCGAGUGCAGGUCUGGUUCCAGAAUCGACGCGCCAAAUGGCGCAAAGCGGAGCGACUCAAGGAUGAGCAGCGCAAGCGGGAAAAUGGCGAAAGCAGCAGCUCGCUGGACAAGCUUCAUGACUCGCGCGAAUCCUCGCCAGAUAUCACCGGCGAAAUUGAUGAUGAUAUGGAUGAGCUGCCGCCACGUCAACGUUCGCAUAGUCCUUUGACAAAUGGACCCAUGGAACAGCAGCAUUCACGCAGUCCGACUGGCGGUCAUCAUCUGGACUCGAGCGACAAUGAGCGACCGCUGUCCUCUGCCCAGCUGACCGCCACACCACACUCCGCCUCGCAGUCACUGGGCUCCAUUAGCGCCGGUUCCCCCUCGCCGGGCAUGCGCGAACACACGCCGUUGGCCGGCGGCCUGGGCCCCAGCAGCCCCUCCAAUUCGCGCAACACAGACUCACCAAUCGAGGUGGGUGGCCCCAUGUCGCUGACCACCGGCUCGCGUAUGGCGGCAUCGUCCAACAACUCGGCCUCGUCCACACCAACACCAACAACGCCGCAUGCAGCCCAGCUGCCACAUUCGGCAGCCGCUGCAGCCUUUAACAGUCACAUCUUUGGCAGCUUUGGCGCUGGCAGCGUUACCAACGAUAAUAAUUGCGGCUUUCGUCCGGUACUCAGCGACCAGAACUCUGUGGCAGCGGCAGCAGCAGCCGCCGCCGCAGCGGCUCAGCGCAGCGCCAAUCAUCCACCGCUUUUCCUGCCGCCACAUUUGGCGGCUCAGUUCACGCACCAGCCGCUCUUUCCGGGCCUCAAAGGUGUAUCGCCGUUUCAAAGUCUCUGUUCGUGCUGCUCCCUGAAGCCGCCGCCGCUGCCACCAUCGUCGUCCGCCUCGACCUCGGUUAUGGCGCCUCUGAGCGUGCCGGUGAGCAGCAGCUCGGCGGCCAGCUCGCCAGAGUCGCCCAAGUCAAGUGGCGGUGGCACGCAUGAUCCACGCUCCAAUUCGGUGGCAGAGCUGCGGCGCAAGGCACAGGAGCAUUCGGCAGCGCUGCUCCAGUCUCUGCAUGCGGCAGCUGCGGCCGGCUUGGCGUUUCCGGGCCUGCACUUGCCACCACUCUCAUUUGCCCAUCAUCCGGCACUGGGGCAUGCCGUUAAUCACAACAACAAUAACAACAAUAAUAAUCCGCUGCGUCUCAAGCAUGAGGCACAGGAUAUGACGGCCAGCACAAUGAAUGGCCUGGGCCCGGGCGCCGGCACAGCCACAAGCUCCACAUCGGCAGCUCUGCUCGAUUUGGCCGAGUCGGCAGCGGCAUAUCAUCACCAUCAGCAGCAGCAGCAGCAACUGCAUCAGCAGCAGCAACACCAUGCCACUCUGUCGCCUCCGACCACGCCCACUCAGCUGCAGUCGCAGCAGCAGCUGCCAUCAUCGGCUGCUGUGCGUCCGGAUUCGCCGCCAGCAACGGCCGCUGUUAAUGGCAACGCGCUGCUCACCAAAACCGAAUAAAGAGAGCAUGAAUGGUGUGGAAUAAUAAAAUUAAAUGAAAUUAAUCAUUUACCAUUAUAAAAA
This is a messenger RNA of Drosophila novamexicana, 1845 nucleotides long. RefSeq names its product homeobox protein aristaless (gene Drgx). Gene Ontology annotation, molecular function: RNA polymerase II transcription regulatory region sequence-specific DNA binding; DNA-binding transcription factor activity, RNA polymerase II-specific. The record is from RefSeq and is a predicted model, not a curated record. The transcript is spliced from 7 exons. Lineage: Eukaryota; Metazoa; Arthropoda; Insecta; Diptera; Drosophilidae. Gene Ontology annotation, biological process: regulation of transcription by RNA polymerase II. Bases 16 to 1782 code for a protein of 588 amino acids.